CUACUAUCAUGUUUUUCUUUGUGUUUAUAAUUUAUCCCGAAAGAUAAUGCAAGCGCAGUGAGGCAUGCACGAAAAAUUACACGCGCAAUGAGUGCAGCUAAAAUGCAGCUUCUUGCAAAAUCAUAAAUAAUUAAUGAGUCCUCCCUUUUUGAAUUCGGCAUAAUUUGUUAAAAAAUGGUAUUUGGUUGAGACUUUAAUUUACAUUUGCUUUUCCAAGAUUUAAUUAUUACGUCAUACUUUCUUAACAUCAACACACCGUAAAGAAUAUUUAAGCCGACACGUCGAUACAACAUUCGUAACAGAUCGUAAAAGAACGUGAAAGAAGUUAAAAUUACACAUUACCGCAAAAUUUUUGGUAUCAUGAAUAUUUAAAAUCUCGUUAACAACGAGUUUAUAACUUACGAGGGAGCGCUUUUAUAUCCGUAUUAUCGUUACAGCGAUCCCCGACAGGAACUAUACACGAUGUAUCGUUUUAAUACGACGUAACACGAAGAAAGUUUUGAUUUAAUUCGAUAAACAUGCGGCUUCUAGCCUGCUUCUUACAAUUUUUGUUGUGUUGUUGCAAUUUCUCGGACGCGUAUCGCUAUGUCGUGACGACGUACACAGGUGAUCGCUUCGGUGCCGGCACCGAUGCUAGAGUGUUUUUUAAAUUGUUCGGAUCGAAUGGAAAAACGGACGAAAAAGAAUUAAAAUCAUCCGGAAGAGAUAAUUUUGAACGUGGACAGAUUGACACAUUUCUUUUGGAUGGAAAGGACGUUGGAAGAAUUAAAAAAGCCGAAAUAAGACAUGACAAUAGUUGGCUAGGUCCAGGCUGGUACCUGGAAAAGUUGACAGCAACAAGUGAAGAUGGCGAUUACUACGAAUUUCCAGUCCAUAAAUGGCUUGAUAAACAUCAAGACGAUGGUAAAACGAUAAGGGAGCUAGUACCAAAGUUGAUACAAAAAGAGCAAAUCUCCAAGAAGGAUGAGAUCUUAAAUGAGGAACCACGACAACCAUUGGGUAACUAAUAACUAAUUUGAGUUUUUGCGAUUCAAUUUUUUUUGGCGAUACCAUAUUUCAUUUUACACCUUCUCCAUAGUUAUCCUCAUAUAUUCUUAGAA
This is a messenger RNA of Hydractinia symbiolongicarpus, 1100 nucleotides long. RefSeq names its product lipoxygenase homology domain-containing protein 1-like. The transcript has 4 exons. Lineage: Eukaryota; Metazoa; Cnidaria; Hydrozoa; Anthoathecata; Hydractiniidae. The coding region runs from base 519 to 1007 and encodes 162 amino acids. The record is from RefSeq and is a predicted model, not a curated record. Gene Ontology annotation, molecular function: protein binding.